CGACCACAAAGACGACGGUAUAUUUUCUUAAAGAAAGCCAAGUGAGGAUGGAUAUGUUAAGGACGCGCCAUGUCUUAAGAUCACCAGAGGAGUGACAGCUAGCGAGCAUGCUAACUUACCCGAGAUGACAGCUCAGACUACCAGCAGCGCUACACAUAGCUGGGCAUUAUAUUCCAGUGAUCAGGGUUACUGCAGUGCAGCGUCUGACUUCAUGAUCAGUGUUGCCUUUUCCUGGGGAUAUCCUUCACAAACACAGAGCCUGAGAGUGGGACAGGAACAGGAAAGCGUUCACUUGGAGGAGGGUGGGCUGUGGCGAAGAGGUUGAGCAAGUGGAGCUCCUGCCCUACAGCUGUUGUGGUUCAAGGGCAGGAAGCAGCUUGGUUCCCACACAAAGAAAGGCUCAACUCUUUCCCACGGUCAUAGAGCACGUGGUUUAAAAUUGGAUCCUGAAUGACCCACCCUCCCUAUUGAAACGUCACUGCAGUUCAGCCAUUGAGAUCCUGUUACACUGCCAAAGAUGUUCAAGGCAUUUGAAUGAGAGUCUAUUGACCUGGCAAAUUCAACAAAACCACAGAACCUACAGACAAGUUAAGUCAGGUUUUAGAGUUAAGAGACUAUGAAAUUAUGUUUUCAUGUGUUGAAUAUAGACAAGUUCCACCCUUGUUUCUCAUUGCAGAGCAUGCAAAAUUUGUCCGGGCAGUGCUCCAUCAAUUGUGAACAAUUGGAUAAUCUUUUGUGCACACGCAAGAUGUUGAAAUGUUUAUGAGUGUGAACAUCGGUGACAUUGGGUAGGAUUAUGGACCACAAACAGACAGACAUCUAGACAGACAAACGGAUGCAAAGAGAGAUUUCUGUCAUUUCAACAAUUUUCUUAAUUCAAAGUGGUUGAAAAGGUUAAUAAAGUGAAUACACUUUACAGUUUGAGGCUAUGUUUUCUAUUUGAAUGGAUUAGCAAAAACAUGCAGUGGAGUUGACUACAGGGUUGAAAAUAAAGUAGGCUAGUAUAUUUAAUUAACGUGUAAACUACAAUGUAUAUAUAUAUAUAUAUAUAUGUGUGUGUGUGUGUGUGUGUGUGUAUUAUAUUAUAUUAUAUUGUACAGCUACUAGUAGGAGCAUGAUUCCAUUUGAAAAGUAAUUAUUCACGAACUCCAAAGACAUUCCGCACUUUUUAUUAUUGUAUAAUUAUUUGCAGCAUUUUCUCUGCAAUGCAGUCUGCUAAAAAUCAUCCUACGAAACGAACACAGUCUCCGCCCCUGAAAGACAAACAUCGUAACGGGUGAUUGUUAUUCAAAUGAGCCUCAAUGGGCGGAAUCAAGUCGGUGAGCUAUAACGGAGCAUACAGUCAGAACACAGCGCGCGGAGCAGGCCAUUCAACACCCGCUCGUGGGAACCACUAUAGGAUAUUGGAGCAGCAUAUGCAGCAUGGGAUACUGAAGUUCCCAGCUCUAUAAGGAACGUUAUUUAUGCUUGAAUAAUAUUGAGCGCAUAAACUGGGGGAAUUGUGAAUAGGCUACCUUGGAGCUUGGUCUUCGAAUUUUAACUCCCCAUUAGUGAAUAUUCCCUCAGGUUAUUUCGGAGGGUGGACGAAGAUCUGGCUCAUUAUCUUCUAUCAGAAACAGAAGCGAAGGGUUGCAGUCAUCUACCUGUUGAAAUAAUGAGUCAGGCGGACAUGGCUUGCUCUGCGCGUCAAAGAGUGUUUCAGGAAGCGCUCAGGAAGGGGAAUACUAAGGAACUCCAUUCGCUCUUGCAAAACAUGACAAACUGUGAAUUUAACGUGAACUCUUUCGGACCCGAGGGACAGACGGCGCUUCAUCAGUCCGUGAUCGAUGGCAACCUGGAGUUGGUGAAGCUACUGGUGAAGUUUGGUGCAGACAUCCGUCUGGCCAACAGAGAUGGAUGGAGCGCCCUGCACAUAGCAGCUUUUGGUGGACACCAAGACAUCGUUCUUUACCUCAUCACACGGGCGAAGUACUCAUCAAGCGCGCUCUGAGGCAAUCAAAGAAGAUCUGACGCUGUACCUUUAAGCCUAUAUGACCCGUAUGUGCCAAAGACAGUUUGUUUGUGAUGUAUUUAGGAAAUUGAUUUAAUAUCGGUAGGCACAGAAUUCAAAUCCAAAAGGCUAUUUUUGAUAAGUUGGGUUGGUACAAUGUCAUGGGUGUGGUUUGCCAACUUUGGAUGCAUGAUGAAAAUGAUCGCUGUGUUAUUUAUAGAUUUUUUUUUUCAUGACAAAUUGAACAGGCUAUCAACGUAAGAAAUACGACAUUAGUUGCUCCAACAGGUUGAUUAGACUCAGGUUGCGAAUUUUGUGGGGGUGGGGAUCUGACUCCUUAAUUAAGUCUUGAACAUCCAAAAAGAAAAAAACAACAAUGGUGUUUUUUAAAAUUAGGAAGGCUAUAUAUAUAUAUAUAUAUAUAUAUAUAUAUAUAUAUAUAUAUAUAUAUAUAUAUAUAUAUAUAUAUAUAUAAGGCUAUAUAUGCAGCGUUCAAACAGCGUUUUAAGAACCACAAAAACUACAAAAGAUUGUAUGUAUAACUGAUGUUAACUAAUACAAAAUUUAUGCGCAAGACCAACUUAAUCAUUAACGUUACUGACAGACAUUUCUCCACAAAGUCGACCCCCCCCCCCAAUUCACACACUGACUAGACUGACAUACAUAUUCCUGUACAGAAUAACAUUAUGUACACAUUCUAUUUGCAUAUUGCCUAAAACUGGGACUGAUGUCCGAUACCUCAACUGUAAUGCAUUAUAACGGUGACAAUGCAUGUUGGUCAUCAAGUUUAGUAUCUUUCAUCAUUCAGCAUCUCUCACCUCUUUAAUGGAAAUAUUUACACACAUUUUAUUUCACUCACAACUAAAUAGGACUGCAUUUUGGCAUUGACUGUUGUGUCAUAAUCAGUACUUUGUGAUUGUUUUUAUUUUUAGCUGUUCCACACAUUUCAAGCCACACUGUUUUCUAAUUCAGAGUUUGAGCAAAACUAUAGACUGCAUUGUAUCCUAAAGCACGUUGGCCUCGUCUUCUUAGACCUCUUGUCAACUCAGGCAAGUUGUAAGGUUUAAAUAUGUUUUGUGACUUAUGAAAUGCUUCAAAGCCAGUAUAAAAAUAUGCAUUACUUAUACUUGAGAAUGUUUUAAAUAUUGCACUGAUGGCUGUUUUAUGAGUUGUUGGUGUGAUGCCAACUUUUAAAGAUACUAUUUUUCUAAAUGGAAAAACUAUUCUUAUUGUAUGUAAGCUCCAGGGUGGGUUCCACUCAUUCUUUGCAAAGGUUUUUAUAUGCCUAUGAAUUAAAUUACUGUAUGUGUAAUUACGCAACACACUCUGCUUGAAUGUCCCCCCCAUAAGUAAUGUCAAACAUAUUAUAGACCAUAACAACUAUGUUAAAAUAUCACAGUGUUAUUGGGCAUCCUUUUGACAUAAUGGGAGAACAAACAAGUAAAGUGAAGUGUCCAUAAAAAGUCUUGGAGCACUUCCUAUCUGAAGUCCUAUCCUCCUCUUUUUAAGGGGGAUGCUACAUGGUAAAACCAGUGUAACAAGAAGUUGCACAAUGCACAAGUCUUUACUUGAUAAUGCCAUAACAUUUAUGACAUGAAAGUAAAAGUAUCUUCUUAUAAAAGUAACUUCGUGAUAUUCUGGACCAACUUUUUAAAUAUUAUUUUCAUCAAACAGAAGUUUGGAAAAAGGGCGCUCAUAAUGUUUUUGUGAAUUGUUAUUUUGUUGUGUUUUAUAUUUGUUUAGCUGUUUUGUUUAUGUUUUGAAUGAUGUAAGUGGUCAUAUUUUAAAUAUAUUACUUGCUGUAUUUUGUACUUUUUGUGCAAAGCCAUUUUAGAUUAAAUUCUGUGGUUGUAAGAAAAUGACUGGUGCA
Molecule: messenger RNA, 3860 nt
Organism: Carassius gibelio (silver crucian carp)
Lineage: Eukaryota; Metazoa; Chordata; Actinopteri; Cypriniformes; Cyprinidae
Gene: nrarpb
Product: NOTCH regulated ankyrin repeat protein b
Exons: 5
Coding region: 1655-1990 (111 amino acids)
Cellular component (GO): cytoplasm
Molecular function (GO): enzyme inhibitor activity; phosphatase regulator activity; protein binding
Source: RefSeq, a predicted model, not a curated record